AUGGACGAAAGGACGCUAUCUUCGCUGUUGGUAAAAUUUCAGGAAUCGAACAAAGAAUUUCUUGAAAAAAUCUUGCAACAAAACUUGGCAUCGUUGCAGCGCGUGCUAGGCACUGACUGCCACUCAAGUACUGCGCCGGUCUUUAGAAGCUUCAACAAAAAUGUAGAAAAAUGGUCUACAUAUGUCCAGCAAUUAGAACAUCAUUUCAUUGCCAACAAUGUCACAGAGGACACUAUGAAACGCGCGAGUCUUCUGUCCUGGAUCGGUACGGAAACGUUCGAGCUGCUACAAAAGCUAAGCGACAAUAACUUGGAAGGGAAGUCCUUCAGUGAGGUAAAAUCGCUUCUAGAUAGUCACUUUAUUGAAAAGCAGCAUAUUCUGGCGGCCCGAUUUAAGUUUUAUUCAAUUAGAAUGAAGCCCAGUCAAACUUAUGUCGAAUGGGUGGCUGAGUUGCGUGGUGCUGCGAGAGAGUGCAUGUUCGAAUGCGCUGCAGAUGGGUGCCGUAAAUCUUUUCUCGAUAGUAACAUAAGGGAUAUGAUUAUCAUGCAUACACCACAUGAUAAAGUGCGAAGUGCAGCUCUCCAAAAGCCUAACCCUACAUUAGAUGAAGUAUUGCAAAUAGCUACAGUGUACGAGUCGACAAUCAAAACGUGCUUGGAGAUUAAGGGUGAGGGGGACGCACCAGCCUCGAAAAAAGAGAAUGCAGACAAUGUGAACGUGGUGAGUAAUACGCUUUUCGAGAGUAUAGGCGUCGCCGAGGUAUCGUUAGCAAAUACGGCUGCUGAUAAAAUUCUACUAAACAUAGACAUCAAUGACAGAACGUUGGAAUUUCAAGUAGACACAGGUGCUACGUGCUUGCUCAUAGGCCUCCCUACAUACCGCAUAUUAGGCGAACCGAGAUGUGAACCCACUAACAAAAUUCUGAAGGCGUACGGUGGGAACGUUUUACCCCUUGUAGGAACAACUAAUGUGAAAGCUAAAUGGAGAGAUACGAUCAAAUCCUUACCACUGCUUGUUGUAAAAUCUGAACGCGCAACCAAUAUUCUUGGGCUAGACUGGUUUAAAAUGCUGAAAUUUCAGGUAGACUUACAAGAUAACGAAAUUUCUGGUAACGUGUGUAAUACUUGUUCGUUCACGGAAGAGGCAUCACAGCUAAAUUUGCGCGUUUCUCUCAGGCAGUGUGUUAACCAGCACCCGGAAAUAUUCUUAUCAAAGCUGGGAAACUGCAAAACGUUUAAGGCAAAUAUCACUCUUCAGCCUAAGGCAAAACCGAAAUUCUUUAAGCCUUACAAUUUACCAUUUGCUCUUCACGCUGAUGUGAAAGCUGAAAUUGAGCGACUUGUUAAAGCUGAAGUGUUGAAACCUAUACGCGUGAGUGAAUGGGCAGCGCCAAUCGUAGUUGUGCGAAAGCCAAACGGUAAAUUUCGAAUUUGUGCUGAUUUCAAAGUCGCUUUGAAUUCCCAAAUCCAAAUCGACCGGUACCCGAUACCCAGAAUAGAAGAGUUGUUCCAUAAGCUACAAGGUGGUAAAUAUUUCACAAAAAUCGAUCUAAGCGACGCAUAUUUGCAAGUCAAUUUAACCGACGAGGCGAAAAAAUUUACGGUUAUUAAUACUCCAUUUGGAUUAUUUCAAUUUCAGAGCAUGCCUUUCGGAAUGGCUAGUGCGCCUGGAAUUUUCCAACGUUUUAUGGAAGAAGUCAUCGCUGGUGUUCCGCAUUGUGCCGUUUAUUUGGAUGACAUUAUCGUCACCGGCCAAGAUAACGACGAGCACAUCCGUAAUGUAGAAGAAAUUUUUAAGCGUUUAAGCUUUCACGGUCUUACAUGCAGGGUGGAAAAGUGUAAUUUUGCGGAAAAGCAAGUCGAGUACGUCGGGCAUAUCAUCAACGCUACAGGAAUAAUGCCAUCAGAAAAGCGAGUCGACGCAAUUAAACGUAUGCCUCCGCCGAAAAAUAUCAAAGAAAUCGAAUCUUUUAUCGGCAAGGUAAAUUAUUACAAAAAAUUCAUCAGUAACUUUUCAUCUCUUGCAGCGCCUUUAAACAGACUUAGACGUAAAAAUGUUGAAUAUAGAUGGGGGCGACUGGAAGAAAAUUCAUUUCAGAAGUUAAAAAAUGCUAUCGUAGCCACCACACAACUUGUUCACUACGAUGACAGACUACCUAUUAUUUUAGCAGUUGAUGCUUCUAAGUAUGGAAUCGGAGCCGUAAUUUCGCACCGAUAUACAGACGGUAUUGAAAAGCCUAUCGCGCACGCCUCUAAAACACUCAACAGCAGCCAAGCACGCUACUCUCAAAUCGAAAAGGAAGCGUUGGCCAUCAUAUACGGUGUUACAAAAUUCCACCACUAUCUUUACGGUCGGCAUUUUGAGCUCAUUACAGACCAUCAAGCACUUACUACACUUUUCAAUCCGUCAAAAAGGCUACCUGUUAUGGUGCUUCACCGACUUCAACGCUGGGCCAUCGUACUUCAAGCAUAUGACUACACAAUUCACUUCAAAAAGUCUGCGGACAACGCUACCGCAGACGCUCUCUCCAGGUUGCCAGUUGGAGAUGACUACGAUUUCGAUGAAAAAGAAAGCAACUUACUCGGGGUGGAUGCUGUAUAUCAGGCGGCACUGGAAGAUUCAACUCUGAACGCAGAACUCUUGAAAAAGCUUACCGAGGAAGACAGUACCCUUAAGCUAGUUAAGAAAUAUAUACUAGAAGGCUGGCCUCAGAACUUGCCAAACCAAGCUAAACUUGAUGAAUUUUAUAAGCGAAAACUUUGUUUAUCAGUACACAAUGGAGUAGUAAUGGUUCAAACAGAUUAUACCAGAGUUGUAUUACCUGCUGCUACAUAUAGGAAAGUACUCGCUAUGCUGCACGAUGGGCACUGGGGCAAGGGUCGUAUGAAACAAAUGGCAAGACGAUACGUGUGGUUUACAGGUAUAGACGCGGAAAUAGACAAGAUGCAUAAUGAGUGUAGUAUUUGCCAAGCCAAUGCAAGUCAUCCAAAGCGGGAAUUUUCCCCUUGGCCUCAGCCCACAAAACCUUGGGAGAGGAUACAUUUGGAUUUUGCAGGGCCAUUUACAAUCACAUGUGGCUUAUUAUCGUCGACGCAUAUUCCAAUUUCCCAUAUACCGUGA
Rhagoletis zephyria (snowberry fruit fly) is the source of this 3120-nucleotide messenger RNA. RefSeq lists its product as uncharacterized. The record is from RefSeq and is a predicted model, not a curated record. NCBI's taxonomy places the organism in Eukaryota, Metazoa, Arthropoda, Insecta, Diptera, Tephritidae.